Oncorhynchus tshawytscha (Chinook salmon) is the source of this 3205-nucleotide messenger RNA. RefSeq names its product beta-1,3-N-acetylglucosaminyltransferase radical fringe. The transcript has 8 exons. Gene Ontology annotation, biological process: regulation of Notch signaling pathway. Gene Ontology annotation, cellular component: membrane. NCBI's taxonomy places the organism in Eukaryota, Metazoa, Chordata, Actinopteri, Salmoniformes, Salmonidae. The record is from RefSeq and is a predicted model, not a curated record. Bases 1513 to 2739 code for a protein of 408 amino acids. Gene Ontology annotation, molecular function: O-fucosylpeptide 3-beta-N-acetylglucosaminyltransferase activity.
UAUUAGGCCUACAAUGUAGCUAUUUUCUUCAUCACAGAAUACGUGUUUUAAGUAAAUCGGCAUACUUAGGGUUAUUGUACAUUAUUGCCACAAGAUCGAUUAGGAAGUGCUACAUUUUCAUAUAAUGUAGCCUAAUUCAAAAUAAUUGAUUAGACCACAGACUCUUGCCUCUCUUGUUUACCGUAGGACAGCCUACAUGCACGAAAUGGACACAAAACAACUCCUAAACAUCCUUUUAAACUUUAAAUGGACUUUUUAAGAGCCGAUAAUGUUGCUAAAUCGCAUUCUUUUUGCAUUCAUACAUUUUUUUUAAAUCACCAAGCCCACACCAGUCAGACCUGUUUCAGUGCCCCAAUCUGCCAGAUUUGCUAUGCAUAAUCAUCCGAGGAAAAAAACUAUUUCUAUUUUUGACUGUUUUAGAUAAUCCCAAACUAGGCAAAUUAACAUUUAUUUUAUGCAUUAGGAUUAUUUAUUUACAUCCAUCCUGUAAAUGAUUCAUAUCUAAUUCAUAAACCAUUAUUUAUCCUUCAUGCUAUAUCCACAUAUCUAUAUGUGCUAAGAGCUCAUAUUUCUCUAAGGAGGCUAAUUUUAGUAAAGAAAAAAAGGGUUGGAUUUCAUCCCUCUGCUUCCUACAACAGACAUCUGUUACCAGUUGAAGUAUCAUUCCCUCUGAAAAUAGCAGCAAACAGCAAAUUGCUCACACACUGAAGGUAAAUCUUGCUAUUUAAUGUGACACUUAUAAACGGACAAAUUGCAGGGCGUGAGUGAUGAUGUGCCAAGAGAAGAACUUCCAGACUCUACAUGCCUGUCUUUGCCAAUUCAGCAAAAGUUAGUCGUCAGACAGAAGAGAUAGUUUCUGCCAUUUGAGAUGGACAGAAUAUUUAUACAGUUGUACAGCGAAAACUUGGUCCUUUUACGUAGAAGCAGUCUGGUCUGUCUGUCACCCAGGCUACAGUAAACCCAGUGCAGGAGCCAGUUUCCAGCUAGAUUAUGUUCUCAAGUGUGUCACUGUCAUUUUAUGAUCAAAUCAAAUCAACCUUCAUUUGCCAUAUGUGUAGACUUUACCGUGAAAUGCUUACUUACAAGCCCUUAACCAACAGUGCAAUUCAAAAAUAAAAUAAUAUUUACCAAGUAGGCUAUAACAAAAAGUAACAGAAUAAGAAUAACGAGGCUAUAUACAGGGGGCACCAGUACAGAGUCAGUGUGCGUGGGUACAGACUAGUUGAGCUAAUCUGUACAUGUAGGUGGGGGCGAAGUGACUAUGCAUAGAUGGCAAACAAACAUCGAGUAGCAGCAGUGUACAGGGGUGGGGGGGUCGUCAAUGUAAAUUGUCCGGUGGCGAUUUUUAUGAAUCAGUCUAAUGGCUUGGGGGUGAGGGUGAUGAUAAUGAUGAUGAUGUUGUGUGUCAAAGUCUCUUCAGGUUCCCGUGUGAGGUCAUAAAGAUGGGACACGGUGGUGUGGGGAGCAAAGCUGGCGCUGGCGGCUGACAGACCCCUCCAGUGGCCAAUCAGGAUGCAUGUCUCCUCAAUGGGUGCCAGCAAGCUCUGCUUCCUGUUCUCCCUGGCUCUCUGUGCCCUGUUGCUCCUCAUCCCCACCCUCCAGCCCUCACAGCAUCAAGGGGACCUUCCCCGGCCCCGGGCCCACAACAAGCCUGCCCGGCACCCUGGACGUCUGGUGGUUCCUCUCCAGGCAGAUAUGGGGAAAGUGACAGUGGGGCGUAAUGGGAUUGAUGGUGACUCUAUGGGGCAGAGUACACCAAGAGAGACCAAGAGGACUGUGGAUGGGGACUGGGUGUAUACAGCUCGUCGAGCUGACACCCAGGGCGCUGGGAAGCAUAUAGACUCUCAGACAGGGUCAGAGGGGGACUUCCUCCACAGAACUGGGGGUGUGAUGGGGGCUGGAGGGUCUUGGCCCAGGAACCCUCUGGAGCUGAAAGACAUUUUCAUAGCGGUGAAGACCACCAGGAAGUACCACAAGUCCAGAUUGGAUCUGCUGUUCCAGACCUGGGUGUCCAAAGCCAAAGAACAGACCUUUAUAUUCACAGAUGGGGAGGAUCAGGAGCUGAGGAGGAGAGCAGGGGCUAACGUCAUCAACACCAACUGUUCAGCAGCACACACGCGGCAGGCCCUGUGCUGUAAGAUGUCUGUGGAAUACGACAAGUUCAUCGAGUCACAGAGGAAGUGGUUCUGCCAUAUGGAUGAUGAUAACUAUGUGAUUGUACCCAGUCUGCUGAAGCUGCUGUCCUCCUACCACCACACGCAGGAUGUUUAUCUGGGCCGGCCCAGCCUCGACCACCCCAUAGAGGCCGCAGAGAGGGUCAAGAGUGACGGAUCUGUGUCAGUGAAGUUCUGGUUUGCUACAGGAGGAGCAGGGUUCUGUAUCAGUCGUGGUCUGGCCCUCAAGAUGAGUCCAUGGGCUAGUCUGGGCAACUUCAUCAGCACGGCGGAGAAGAUCCGUCUCCCUGACGACUGCACCAUGGGUUACAUCAUCGAGGCGCUGCUGGAGGUGACACUGACACACACACACCUCUUCCACUCCCACCUGGAGAACCUGCAGAGGCUUCCCACAGACACCGUGCUGGAGCAGGUCACUUUGAGCUACGGGGGUUUUGAGAACAGGAGGAAUGUGAUCAGCAUUGGAGGAGCCUUCUCUCUGGUGGAGGACCCAUCACGGUUUAAGACUGUCCACUGCCUCCUCUACCCAGAGACUGACUGGUGUCCUAGUAUGGGUCACCAUUGAUGACCACUACAGUACAGCAUAUCUACAAUACUUCCUACCGGCCUGGUUGACUGGUGUCCCUGUGUAUGCUAGCUAUAUCAUUGCCAUGGCAAAAUUAUGACAAGGCCAAACAGGUUCACUGGCACCCAGGCUAACCCUACAGAACCACUUCACUCAGAUCAAAUGGCUAGACGUCUGUGGGUCUUUGAGAGGACAUGAGGCGAGAGAAGAUGAGGUAACUGGAGUGAGGAUCGCUUUGGUCAUGGUGGGAUGAUGAAGAAACACCCCACUACUCUUUAUUAUCACUAGUGUACCCUCCAGUCAACGCAGGAAGUUGCCACUGUUGGCUGUUGCCAUAGCGAUGAUUCACCACUCAUUGCUUUUGUUGUAGCUUUGAAUCCCAAACAUACUAUUGUGGUCCAGAUAUACAGUGGGGCAAAAACGUAUUUAGUCAGCCACCAAUUGUGCAAGUUCUCCCACUUAAAAA